Messenger RNA from Mycena indigotica, 501 nucleotides. RefSeq names its product NTF2 domain-containing protein. The transcript is spliced from 3 exons. Gene Ontology annotation, cellular component: nuclear pore central transport channel. The record is from RefSeq and is a predicted model, not a curated record. Gene Ontology annotation, biological process: protein import into nucleus. NCBI's taxonomy places the organism in Eukaryota, Fungi, Basidiomycota, Agaricomycetes, Agaricales, Mycenaceae. Bases 1 to 501 code for a protein of 166 amino acids.
AUGAGUGCCAACCCGCCAGCACCAGCUACCGUCCCACUCACCACAGCCGACAUCGAAAUUGCCACCCGAGCGGCAGACGCAUUCACCCGAAUAUACUAUGCUGCCUAUGACUCGACCUCCCGCCUGUCCGAACUCCCAAAACUCUACCGGCCGUCAUCAGCGCUAGUGUGGAACGGCACGCCGUUCCAAGGUCCAGAAGGGGUCGUGUCAAUGGUGCAAAGUAUGCCGCCCACCAAACACGAAAUCCAGUCGUUUGACUGUCAUCCUAUACCUGGCACCUCACCACCGUCGCUGCUAGUCAUCGUCUCCGGAAGUGUCACCCACGGCCUCGGCGCCGCCGGGAAUCCCUCCGGCACCUCGAGUAAAAACAAGGAAGGCCACCCACGCGUAUUUUCCCAAACGUUCAUGCUCGUACCCGACUCCGAGGCCCCACCACCUUCCAAAGCAGGGGAACUCGCCAAAUACUUUGUCAGCGCAGACGCGUUGCGAUUUGUUGGAUAG